Molecule: messenger RNA, 279 nt
Organism: Scheffersomyces coipomensis
Lineage: Eukaryota; Fungi; Ascomycota; Pichiomycetes; Serinales; Debaryomycetaceae
Gene: NHP6A
Product: high-mobility group nucleosome-binding protein
Exons: 1
Coding region: 1-279 (92 amino acids)
Molecular function (GO): DNA binding, bending
Source: RefSeq, a predicted model, not a curated record
AUGGCUCCAUCCGAAAAAAGAAAAACCACCAGAAAGAAGAAGGAUCCAGCUGCUCCAAAGAGAUCCCUUUCUGCUUACAUGUUCUUUGCUAAUGAAAACAGAGAUAUUGUUAGAGCUGAAAACCCAGGUAUUUCAUUUGGUCAAGUUGGUAAAUUAUUAGGUGAAAGAUGGAAGGCUUUAACUGGUGAUGACAAAGUUCCUUAUGAAAAUAAAGCUGAUCAAGAUAAAAAAAGAUAUGAGAAGGAAAAAGCUGAAUAUGCUAAAAGAAAUGGUAAUUAA